GAUCAGCAUCACAGGAAGGAUUUUCUUUUUCUCUUCGAGCAGCAACCAAGAACAAACCAACACGACAAGAUGGCAAAGAUCGUUAUUGGAAUCAUUGCAGUUGUUGCACUUUUCAUGCUGGCUGAAUCCCUGGACUGUAACAAAUGCAGUUAUAGUCUGUUGGGCUACUGCCUCAGCAGCAGCACAAAGACUUGCACAACCAACACCAGCGUCUGCUACACCGGAAGAGCCACCUUCACUGCACUGACCUCUGUGGGCUUCAACACCCAGGGGUGUCAAGAGCCCCGCGGCUGCAACGCCACCACCAAUGGUACCUUGGCCGGUGUCAACUACUUAGUCAAAGUCGACUGUUGCUCAGCAGACAAGUGCAACCCCAUCAAGACCAGCGGCGCCCCAUCCACCAAGAUGACCUUCACCGCCGUCAUUGGUGUCGCCGCCAUGGCCUCCAUGCUGGGAAGCAUCCUGUAACAUGAUUUUAAAAAAUCACAAAAACAGCCGCUCCUAAAAUGCAUUUGAUAUAGAUGUUUUAGUACAAAAUUACACCAUUCUGGGUUUUCACAUGACCCAAAGCAAUAUCUUUGGAUAUGAGUGAUUGAUUAUCUUUAUGCUCAUAUGCCUAGAGACUCUUUAUUUUUCAUAACUCAGGUCUUGUCAUGUCAGGGAGUUUAGUUUUGAUGACAAGUUAUAUAACAUCUCAAACUAAGGUGUCCAGAUCAUGGAAGUUGAUCAAUGGGAUGUUUCAGGGGAACAUUGAGAUUGUAAAUCUUCUACGCUGUUAUAUUUCUUUCUUUUUAAAUCAUUUUUUAUUUAUCCUUUUAACUAAUCUGUGUCUUACUGGACAAGUAAGAUGUGAAAAUAAAGAAUUGUUGAAGAAAAUC
Notothenia coriiceps (black rockcod) is the source of this 878-nucleotide messenger RNA. RefSeq names its product alpha-elapitoxin-As2a-like. The transcript is spliced from 3 exons. The record is from RefSeq and is a predicted model, not a curated record. NCBI's taxonomy places the organism in Eukaryota, Metazoa, Chordata, Actinopteri, Perciformes, Nototheniidae. The coding region runs from base 70 to 468 and encodes 132 amino acids.